AUGUUCGCACGAAAGCAGCCCAAGGACUCGAGCGACGACGAGUUCUGGGGCGUCCCCGCUUCCGGUGUCCCAGUCCCGCCCAGGCCACACCCCUACGGCGCCGCCAGUGCUCCGCAGCAGCAGCAGCAGCAACAGGCGGGCCAGCAGCAGCAAGUCUAUUAUGGUGGUACCCAGCCCCAGCAGCAGCAACAGCCGCAGGCCCAGGCCCAGCACGGCUACGCGUUCCCCUCCGUCCCCUCCUACCCCGGCCUCACCGUCGACAUCCGCCAACCGAGCUACUACGGCGCCUCGGCUCCUCCGCAGUACGCACAGCAGCAGCAGCAGCAGUACUACCAGCAGCCACCACCACAGCAGCACGGCGCCUAUCCGCCGCAGUACAACUCGUCGGGUCCUGGCUCGCACGGCUUCCCGUACUACCCUUCGCAGCCGUCGUACUACGCCCAGCAGGUGCCCACGGCGCCCCCGGCCGCGUCGUGGUCUUCGUCGCCCGACCUGCACGCCUCCUCGGCCGCUGCACCCGGUUCGGGGCCGGCACCGGCGCCGCUCGCACACGCCCCGCCGCUGAGGCACGCGGCCUCGACGUCGCAGCUCCAGCGCGGCCCCGACGCUGUGCACCACCACCAGCAGCACUCGCACCAACCGCACCAUCCGCCCCUGCUUGGCGCGCACCACUACCAGCACCAGCAGCCGCCGCAACAGCCGCAACAGCAGCAGCAGUUUGUGUUCGGCCACGGCCCGGCGUCGGGCCAACAGCCACAGCCGCAGCAGCAGCAGCAGCAGCAGCAGCAGCAGCAGUCGCUGGUGCCCCGGCCGCAGUCGCUGGUGCUGCCGCCCGCUGUCGCGCAGAGCAAGGCGUUCGUGCCCCCGCGCCCGCCCUCGCUCAUCAUGCGCACGCCCGCCGCGCCCGGCUCCGCCCCCGCCCCCGCCCCCGCGACAGCGCCCGUCUCCGCCGACUCGCCCGCCGCCGGGCAGCAGGCGGUGCCACCGUCGCCCCGCCGCUCGAUUCUCGGCGCCAUCGCGGGCCUGGGCAAGGGCCGGCGCAACACGGACCUGGCCCGGCACCGCAAGGGCCAGUCUGGCGAGAAGGGGGACCACCAGGGCACGCCCGCCGCUGAUGGCGGGCACCACCACCCCACGGCGGCGGCGGCGGAGACUACGGAGCCGCAGAAGGCGGGCGCCACGAAGGCCCACCUGCUCCGCAAUCCGUUGCUGGGCGGCGGCCACCGCAACACCCUCCAGGAGAUGCUCAAGGAUAAGGAAGUGGAAGAGGAAAGGAGGAAGCGGAGGGAGCUGAGGGAAAAGAAGAAGGAAGAGGUCAAGAAGCAGAACGAGGAGCUCAAAAAGAAGGAACUGCAAGAACAGAACCCCGCGGAGGAGGGGGAAAGCCAGCAGCCAGCGGAAGAUGCCCAAAGCCGACGUCAGCUCGUUGAGGAACGGGCGCGUCUCGAGCAAGAGCGGCAGCAGAUGGAGGCGGCCGUGGAGGAACGCAUCAAGCGAGCAGUCGAGGAGCGACUCAAGCAGCAAGAGCAGCAGCUCCUUCAGCAAGUCGAAGUCCAAAUGCGCCAGCAAGAGGAGGAGCGGAGGAAGAAGCUGGAGGAGGAACUGCAGAAGCAGCGGGAGGAAAUCGAAGUUCGCGAGAAGCUCCGAAUUACGCAGCUCGAAGAGCAACGCAAGAAGAACGAAGAAGAGGCACGCGUCAAGAAGGAGCACGAGGAGCGCGAGCGCGAGGCGGAGAGGUUGCUCGAAGAGGAGCGCAGGAAGGGCGAGGAGAAGAUCGCCAAACAGAAGAACCGCCUCCAGCAGAGCUUCAACGCCGAGCAAUGGAAAAAGGAGAUCGAGGCCAAGCUGCGAAAGGAGAUGGAAGAGGAGGAGCAGCGCAGGCGUCAGGCCGAGGGCGGGGAGAAGCACGUGUGGGAGCUGAGCUCGAACGACAUCAUCCUCGGCCGCACCCUGGGCAAGGGCGCCUUCGGUGUUGUGUACGCCGGCAAGCUGCACGGCAAGGAGGUCGCCGUCAAGAAGCUGCUGGCCGCCGAGAUCGACCAGGAGGCCCUCGCCGCCUUCAAGCACGAGGUCGACAUCAUGAACAAGCUCAGGCAUCCCAACAUUCUGCUGUUCAUGGGCGCCUGCGUGGAGGGCGAUCAGCUGAUGAUCGUGACCGAGCUCAUGCCGCGCGGUUCCGUGGAGGACCUCAUCCACAAGAGCAAAACGCAGCUCCCCUUCAAGCAGCGCAUGAAGAUCGGAAAGGACUGCGCGUUGGGCAUGAAUUGGCUGCAUCGGCUCAAGCCGCCGUUCCUCCAUCUCGAUCUGAAGCUGGGCAAUCUCCUCGUGGACCAGAAUUGGAACGUCAAAGUUGCCGAUUUCGGUCUGUCGAAGGUCUACAACCCCGAGGCCGCCGGCGACGGCGAGAUGGUGGGGUCGCCCUUCUACAUGGCGCCCGAGCUCCUCCUGCAGAAGGACUUCGACGAAAAGGUCGACGUCUACGCCUUCGGCGUGGUGCUGUGGGAGUUGCACACUACGGAGGAACCCUACAAGGGCCUCUUUGAUUCGUUGGACGAACUGAUCGAAGCGGUGGCGUUGGACGAGGAGCGGCCAGAGAUGCCCGACGACUGUCCUCCUCUGUUGAAGAAGCUCAUCGUUUCCUGCUGGCAGACCGACCCGGCCCUCAGACCUUCGUUUGGAGAGAUCCUGAAGGAGAACACCUUGGACAUGGUCAUCAUCCAAUCGGCCGUCAAGGACACCAUCGGCCAGGCCUUCUGGAUCCAGCACUUUGUCGAAUACGACGUGGUUGGUUGGCGCGAGUGGCUGGAGGGCUUCCGCAAGUACUUUGGUGUGCUGGCCAGUAAGGUCAAGGACGACGAGCCCGUCAUCCAAUCCCUCAAGCUUCUCCUCUGCGACGCGGCUGGUGAUGAGUCGGUGACGCUGGAGGCCUGGGGCAACGCCCUCCAGUGGUUCGGACCGCUCGACCCGCAGGCCACGGCCUUCCUGGCCAACAUCACCAACGUCUCCUCCAAGGGGUGGUUCUUCGGCGACAUAUCGCGCAUCGAGGCCGAGUCGCGCCUGCGGGCGGCCAACAAGGGCUCCUUCCUCAUCCGCUUCAGCGCGAGCCAGCCUGGAUCGUUCACCAUCUCCUUCCUUUACUCGCCCCAGACCGGCCCCAAGCACAUCCGCAUCAACAGGAACGACAAGGGCGAACUGGUGUACGCCGAUGCGGCCUACACGAACCUGGACGACUUCAUCAGGGCGCAGCAGCGCAGCCUCAACCUCAAGAUGUACUGCCCUGGGUCGACCUACGCCAAGCUCUGGGAGGGCCGCCGAAUGCGCCAAGGCAACGACGACGACCAGGAGGAGGAGGACGACGACGACGCCUACGCCUUCUUUGAUCCCUCGGCACAAGCCUAG
This is a messenger RNA of Acanthamoeba castellanii str. Neff, 3399 nucleotides long. RefSeq names its product Dual specificity protein kinase. Gene Ontology annotation, biological process: protein phosphorylation. Gene Ontology annotation, molecular function: ATP binding; protein kinase activity. The record is from RefSeq and is a predicted model, not a curated record. The transcript has 22 exons. NCBI's taxonomy places the organism in Eukaryota, Discosea, Longamoebia, Acanthamoebidae. Bases 1 to 3399 code for a protein of 1132 amino acids.